Molecule: messenger RNA, 1457 nt
Organism: Bombyx mori (domestic silkworm)
Lineage: Eukaryota; Metazoa; Arthropoda; Insecta; Lepidoptera; Bombycidae
Product: allatotropin
Exons: 8
Coding region: 146-868 (240 amino acids)
Source: RefSeq, a predicted model, not a curated record
UCGCGCGUAUUCCCGUUUAGUAUAAAACGCGCUCGGAAAAGUUGCGAGACCACUUCAAUCGGAACAUCAAAGCGUGUUCGACGUGCACUAACACAGCAGGCAGUCUCACGAGUUUCGUCCGCUACAGAGUUCCGAACUUAAAGCCAUGAAUCUUACCAUGCAGCUCGCAGUUGUGGUGGCCGUGUGCCUGUGCCUGGCCGAGGGAGCUCCCGACGGUCGAUUGGCCAGGAAGCAGCAACGACCAACCCGCGGCUUUAAGAACGUCGAGAUGAUGACCGCCAGGGGCUUCGGCAAGCGGGACAGGUCUCACACCAGGGCUGAACGCGAUGUAGAUCAUCAACGAUCAUCUCAACGUCCUAGUCGCGGUACUCCCACAUUUAAGAGUCCAUCGGUCGGUAUCGCCAGAGAUUUUGGUAAAAGAACACCGGAAUUUGAGAAUGAAGAUGAUAUCGGCUACGUACACCAUCCCCGCAUGAAGUUUACCCCUAAAAUAGGUCUGAUGGUGGCUCACGACUUUGGCAAAAGAAGUGGUAACGAUGAUUAUGAUGAAGAAGAAGAGAUCAGGGUGACCAGGGGAACUUUCAAGCCAAACUCAAACAUUCUUAUCGCGAGGGGCUACGGGAAACGCACAAAUUCUCAAAACGAACCAGUGUACGGAGUGAACAACUACUGGGACAUGCUCGAGAACGCCCCCGAGAGGGAAGGUCAGGAAGCCAAUGACGACAAGACUCUGGAAAGCAUUCCACUGGACUGGUUCGUGAAUGAGGUUCUCAACAACCCGGACUUCGCUCGAUCUGUCGUCCGGAAGUUCAUCGAUCUCAAUCAGGACGGUAUGCUGUCAUCAGACGAACUGCUCAGGAACUAUUAAGCUAUUAUCUAACUAUAUAAGACGGUUAACUCUCGUUAUUCUGUUAAAAUCGGUUUGCGUUCGAACGUUGAAUAAUACUCUGUAUUUAUGUGUUACUGUACGUAACAGCUCUGUGAUAUGGACGGAAGUAGUCCUCAAAAAGAACAAAAAAAAAAUCGCUUCAGAUCUCAUUGUUUCACUUUUUUUUUGUUUGUAAAUAACUAUAGUGCUAUUAUUAUAUUGAGUCCAUAUAAAUUAACUAGAAAAUGUUAAUAUUAGAUGUUUAUUUUUUUUUUUAGAUAUUUUGAUUUCAUUAGAAGCAAUAUAUUAAAUACAUUAACGCGUUCUCUGUUAUUUUUGGUUAAUAGAAAAGGGGAAAGGCUAGUUAUUUGUAAUUCUCACUAUUAGGCUGGGAUUCUGUCUUGAUGUUGAUUUCAUUGUGAGAAUGUCGAGUUAGAUUACUCUACAUACAUACAUACAUAAUAAUAAAAAAUUAAUGUUUAAGCAUAGAAGAAGAUAAUCUACGUUCAGAUACCCAAGUAAUUAAUUAGUUUGUUGUUAAAUUAUCUUUGUCGACGUUAUGAAUAAAAAUAAAAAUCGGGUAUCAAAA